Anopheles marshallii is the source of this 3126-nucleotide messenger RNA. It is a transcript of the gene Tgs1, whose product is annotated as trimethylguanosine synthase. The transcript has a single exon. Gene Ontology annotation, biological process: 7-methylguanosine RNA capping; 7-methylguanosine cap hypermethylation. The record is from RefSeq and is a predicted model, not a curated record. Gene Ontology annotation, cellular component: nucleus. The coding region runs from base 1 to 3126 and encodes 1041 amino acids. Lineage: Eukaryota; Metazoa; Arthropoda; Insecta; Diptera; Culicidae. Gene Ontology annotation, molecular function: RNA cap trimethylguanosine synthase activity.
AUGAGUGCUUCCGAGGGCCACUGGGAACCCCUAGCCGAGAUUUACCUGUCGCAUCCACUGGUUAAGGAUAAGAAAAAGAGCAUCUAUUGCUUGUGCAGUCGUGUAUUCAUCAAAAACUACUACGAUGUUUACGUGUCCACCUUGGAACGUGGUGAUUCUGUACCCUUGAUUCCAUCGAUGGAUCCCAUAGCGCAAACAGAACGGUCAUAUUCCCCGAUAGCAGUGAAGCCAGCAGAAACUGCGGGUGUUGCAGAUAAUGUAAAAGAAACUGUAAAAUAUUUGGCUGGUGGUGCUUCAGACGAACUCUUGGAUGUACUGGACCGUGCAGAGGUGGACGAUGUGUUUAUCGAGGAACCUCUAAUAAAGCAACUUAGCUUUGGCCGUGAUGGUGUGCGUAAAAUGCCAUCCAAAUGGGGUGAUCGCGAUGCGGGGACUACCAGUGACGCCAGCUGCUACUUCAGUGCCAGUGCCAGUCACUCCGAUACCAACUAUUGCAGUACUGACGAGCACGAACAUGUACUCUAUGCUUCUGGCGGUGGAUCGCAAUCUGUUGCGGCAGGCUUAACGACGGGUAACUCAACUGUAAGAAGUAUCGUAACAUCCGGAUUGCACUCCAGCGACAGUGGUGCUGACCUGUCGGAACGAAUUCAUGAACGGAAGCUAUCGCUUAAAGAUGAGCUGCUUGAAAGCGGCCGAUCUAACACCGACGAUAAUGAACAUGGUCCAGGUUGUGCGGGGCCCAUUACAACCGUUGCAUCAAUGGAACGGAAUAACAGUCUUCCAGAGGCAUUCGGACGGGAGGAUUUACACGACGCAUGGGAAACGUUCUGGAGCAAACAUGGCGAGGCAAUAAUUUGGGCGUCCUGGAUUGAAAAGUAUAGUGACUAUAUAAAUCCGGAGUAUCUAGAACCGGAAGAUGCUGGCCAGGCCACUGGUACCAAUACGCCUCAUGACAAAAGUGAAGCCACUCCGGGAACUGCGACAGAAGUGGAUAAAGAUUUUUCUUUCGAUAACGAUGCAAUAACGGCAACCAGCAUGGAAAUCGUGGUGUCCGCCUGUUCGCCCCAUCCCUACACAAAAUCAACUUACCAAAUGGCACACUGGCCAUUGCCUUUCAGUCAAGGCACAGCGGUCAGCAGCAGCGGCGGUGGAGGUGUAGAUGAUGUUCUUUGGUGUGCACACCGUUCAGGUAGCUGCGAAAAUGAAGCUCUGCUAAGUCCACGAUGUGAUUCGGUAACGUCGAGCAUACCGCUUACGAUAGGCACCACGGAUUCCAUGACUAACGUCACGCGGAUGACAAUUUCGAGUUACGAUUUUUGUAGCUCGAAGGUAAGCUCGGAAAGUUCAAACCUUUCUGCAAGUCUUAGUUCUGAACAUUCAAACGAAAGCUCGAACAGUUCGGAUAUGCUUGAAACAGAGUAUUUAGUAGGUGCGAAUCAAACGGCUGGAGCACCGAUACCACCAGAUGAAGAGGCCGCGAUGGAUGGCGAGCAAUAUUGGCAGAUUUUGUGGCAACAACAUUUCCAAGAGCUGUACGCCAAACAGUACCAUCACUUCAUGGCCGAACACGCGAACGAUGAGCAAAGUGCGAGCUGUGGUGAACGUAACACAAACUCAAAGUAUCAUAAACGAAAGCGUCAUAGCAAUAAUGGUGGAAGCAGAAGCGAUACCCGUUCCUACCAGUUACACCAGACGGAACAGCAGCUUCCGGAAAUGGUUGCAGAAAUGCGCUUGUCACAAACGGAAGAAAUGAAUGAACCGAAGGAUGGAAACGACGACACGCGUAACAAGGACACUAAAAAUGCACAAACAGCGGAGUCGGUCGAAGAUUUAUCGAUGGUACUGCAAUCGUACGGUUUACCAACGGCAUUUGGAAAACCAUCGCAAUCAUCACAUGCCGGCGACGGUGGUGACGACAGACCACCGAAUGAAAAGCCGAUCAACCUGAAACGCAGUCACGAGAGUGACAAUGAAGAAACGCCAAAAGAACGCCUGAAGGCUGCAUUUGAGCUGAUGGGAUACUCUUUCUCCGAUCCGGCCAAUGAGACGGAAUCGAUCAUAAACCUCUCUGGCGAGGUAUUUUAUCGCAAGAAACACAUUCGGCUACACAAUCGAGUGUUGAAAAUGAAACACCACAAACCGAAGCAUACAUACUUCGAUGACGACGGGAACGAACUGCAGAUGGUUGGCGCCACCGACAAGACCGAUUCUGCCGCUCCGGAAGCAUUGCUCCUUCACACUUCUUCCGACGACGAUGAAACCAACCCGGGAGCGCUGGGCAGAGCAAGUGUACGAUCGAGUGCGCUCCUCGAGUAUAAUCUGCUUCCGAUUGCUGUCGGAAAGGAUGUUGAUUCACUGGAAAGUGGUGAUGGGCCCGACACCGUUGCGGAAACUCCAGCUAUUGCUUCCAGCGAAAGUGGGUGCGCCAUGUCAACCAGCACGAAGAAGGAAAAGAAAAAGAAGCGCAAAACUAAAUUCGUGGCCAGCCUUCCGGCCGACAUCGCCAACGACAGAUCACUGCUUAAGUACUGGUAUAAGCGAUUUUCUCUGUUUUCGCUUUUCGACUCGGGUAUUCGACUAGAUCGGGAAUCUUGGUUUUCGGUCACACCGGAAAAGGUGGCAUCACAUACAGCCGAACGUUGUCGUUCGGAUCUGCUCAUCGACGCAUUCUGUGGCUGUGGAGGCAAUACGAUUCAGUUUGCUUUCAGCUGUCAAAAGGUGAUUGCAGUCGAUAUCGAUCCUCGGAAGAUUGAGAUGGCCAAACACAAUGCAGCGGUGUAUGGAGUAGCGGACCGUAUAGAGUUCAUUGUUGGAGAUUUUAUGCAGCUGGUCGAUCGAUUGCAGGCAGAUGUUGUGUUCCUAUCGCCUCCGUGGGGUGGUCCUGGAUAUCUGAAGGAAGAAGUGUACGAUUUGGAGCAAUCGCUACUACCUGUACCGGCCACGCAGCUGAUGCAAGCUGCCCAGCGAGUGAGUAAAAACGUCGCCAUCUACUUACCGCGCAACUCGAACACACAGCAACUGACGAUGUUGGCAGGACCAAACGGUGCCGUUGAAAUCGAACAGAACUUCCUCGACCGUAAACUAAUCGCACUGACCGCAUAUUAUGGAGAUUUGAUCAACGAAUAA